CGGCCGCCGGAGAUGGGAUCAACGGCCUACGUCGAAAUCCCCCUCGCCGACUCCGUUGAUUUUGAACUCGGCCUUGUCCACCGGACUAAGGACCCAUGCUCGGCUGAUUCUCCAGUCGUCGUCGGCGGCGGCGGUGGCGUAGGCGUGGGAAAGCUGCCAAAGCCGGAGCACGCAAAGAGCUUCGCAAGGCUAAUGGUUUCGAGGUCGAGGAGGGAACCGCCCAUGAAGAAGAGCCCAUAUCCAAUUCAGAGACUGCAAUCGAACGCGGAAAUGGGGCUUAAAGGCCUUCGAUUCCUCGACAAGAACAACAGCAAGGAAGGAGAGGGGUGGAAGGCGGUGGAGAAGAGGUUCGAGCAGUUCGCCGUUGCUGGGAUGCUGCACAAGGAGAAUUUCGGCCGAUGCAUUGGAAUGGCAGAUUCCAAAGAAUUUGCUGUGGAGCUAUUUGAAGCACUGGCAAGAAGGCGAAAUUUGGAUCCUGAGAACAGCAUCUCAAAAGAUGAACUUAAGGAGUUCUGGGAGGAGAUGACAGAUCAAAAUUUCGACUCCCGUCUUCGGAUAUUCUUUGAUAUGUGUGACAAGAACGGUGAUGGCAAACUCACAGAGGAUGAAGUGAAAGAGGUGAUUAUUUUAAGUGCAUCAGCAAACAAAUUAGCCAAACUGAAGGGUCAUGCACCGACCUAUGCUGCUCUCAUCAUGGAAGAUCUUGAUCCAGAUCAUCUUGGCUACAUAGAGAUAUGGCAACUGGAGACCUUGCUUCGUGGAAUGGUAAAUUCUGAAGAAAACAAUGAGAAGUUGAUGAAAAGAUCACAGACACUUAUGAAGACGAUGAUACCAAGUCGAUACAGGAACCCUAUCAACCGUUCUGUGAACAAAGCCAUGGACUUCGUUCAUGAAAACUGGAAAAGAAUUUGGGUCCUCAGCCUCUGGCUGCUACUUAACCUAUCACUUUUUUCAUGGAAAUUCUAUCAGUAUAGGAGAAGAGCAGCAUUUGAAGUGAUGGGCUACUGUGUUUGUAUUGCAAAGGGUGCUGCUGAGACACUGAAACUUAAUAUGGCACUCAUUCUCCUUCCUGUCUGCCGCAACACCCUCACAAGGCUUAGAUCAACAGCUCUAAGUUCCAUCUUCCCUUUUGAUGACAACAUCAACUUUCAUAAGAUCAUAGCAAUAGGAAUUACAAUUGGUAGCUUGAUACAUACAAUCUUCCAUGCAACAUGCGAUUUCCCGAGAUUGAUCUCAUGCUCAAAUCAAAAGUUCAUGAGAACUUUAGGGAUUGAUUUUCAUUUCAAACAACCAAGCUAUCCAGAUCUGCUUGCAAGCACACCUGGGUGGACUGGGAUCGUCAUGAUCAUCCUCAUGGGCUUCUGCUUCAUACUAGCAACUCAUUCUUUUAGGAGGAAUGUGGUGAAAUUUCCUUCACCUUUCCAUUACUUAGCUGGUUUUAAUGCUUUUUGGUAUGCUCACCACCUCCUAGCUAUUGUCUAUGUGCUCCUCAUUAUCCAUUCAUUCUUUAUCUUCCUCACCCAUGAAUGGUACAAGAAGACAACAUGGAUGUAUAUUAUGGUCCCUGUGACAUUUUAUACAUGUGAGAGGUUGAUCAGAGCAUUCCGUGAGAAAAAUCAUCGUGUGAAUAUUGUUAAGGCAGCUAUCUAUCCUGGUAAUGUUCUUUCAAUACAGAUGACAAAGCCACCAGGUUUUAGAUAUAAAAGUGGGAUGUACCUUUUUGUCAAAUGUCCCGAUGUCUCACCAUUUGAAUGGCAUCCAUUUUCCAUCACUUCUGCACCUGGUGAUGAUCACUUGAGUGUCCAUAUUAGAACCUUGGGAGACUGGACAACUGAGCUAAGAAAUUUAUUUGGAAAGGUCUGUGAGGUUCAGGUAACUUCAAAGAAGGCAAAUCUAGCCAGAUUAGAAACUACAGUAGUAGCAGAUGUUGAAUUUCAAGAAACAAGAUUUCCAAAGCUUCUAAUUGAUGGACCUUAUGGAGCACCAGCUCAGAGUUACACAAAAUAUGAUAUUCUUCUACUCAUUGGACUUGGAAUUGGCGCAACUCCUUUCAUCAGCAUAUUAAAGGAUCUCUUAAACAAUAUAAAGUCAAAUGAAGAAGCACAAAGCAUACAUUUAUCAGAUCCGAACAGCCUGAAAAGUAAAGGCCCAGAAAGAGCUUACUUUUACUGGGUGACAAGAGAACAAGGAUCAUUCGAAUGGUUCAAAGGUGUUAUGAAUGAUGUUGCAGAGAGUGAUCAUAAUAAUGUCAUAGAAAUGCAUAAUUACCUGACGAGUGUAUAUGAAGAAGGCGACGCUAGAUCAGCUCUUAUAGCUAUGGUUCAGUCGCUGCAACAUGCCAAGAAUGGAGUAGACAUCGUCUCCGGAAGUCGGAUUCGAACUCAUUUUGCAAGGCCAAACUGGAGAAAAGUGUUCAGUGAAUUAGCAAGUACCCACAAAUCCUCUCGUAUUGGUGUUUUUUACUGCGGCUCAUCUACACUGACAAAACAACUGAAGGAACUUUCACAUGAAUUCAGUCAUACUACAACAACCCGGUUCCAUUUUCACAAGGAGAACUUCUAGUUUUAGCAUAGGAGAAGUGAGUUUAAAUGUACCAUAAAUUUGUACAGUUACGGAAAAAAGUGGGGGAAAAAGGAGAAGAUAUAUGUUUUAUUAUAAUCUUGGUGUAGGUGGAUUAGAAUAUGUUUAGAGAGAAUUUCAAUAGCAGUGUUGAAGUGAAGCUGUUUUUUGUUAUAAAUGAGGGUUUAUUUGGUGUGUAUAACUUCUAAUUAUGUUGAUGCAAUGAAUUGGAAAUUUAAUUUA
Dendrobium catenatum is the source of this 2802-nucleotide messenger RNA. Its product is annotated as putative respiratory burst oxidase homolog protein H. Bases 13 to 2562 code for a protein of 849 amino acids. The transcript is spliced from 15 exons. NCBI's taxonomy places the organism in Eukaryota, Viridiplantae, Streptophyta, Magnoliopsida, Asparagales, Orchidaceae. Gene Ontology annotation, cellular component: plasma membrane. Gene Ontology annotation, molecular function: peroxidase activity; NAD(P)H oxidase H2O2-forming activity; calcium ion binding. The record is from RefSeq and is a predicted model, not a curated record.